Sycon ciliatum is the source of this 2076-nucleotide messenger RNA. RefSeq lists its product as uncharacterized. The transcript has 4 exons. NCBI's taxonomy places the organism in Eukaryota, Metazoa, Porifera, Calcarea, Leucosolenida, Sycettidae. The record is from RefSeq and is a predicted model, not a curated record. Bases 221 to 889 code for a protein of 222 amino acids.
UGGCCCAGUGCAGUUAGUUUGGGUCACGUCAAGUCACCACAUACUCCACAGCUACAUUUUCCGUGAUUGUUUACCUUCGCGUCCAUGCGCCUCCAUCGUCCUUAUAAAAGGGCAUGGUCACACAGUCUGAGUGAUCUUUAUCGACUCUUUGACUUGCCAGUGACUUUAGCCAAAACAGCCAUAUUCUGGCGUCGUGGAGCUAGUAGUAAUCAAUAAAUAAAUGCCAAUGGAGCGUGCGGCACGGUGCUUAGUUUCCAAUGGGAUAUGCUUCAGAAGAACCGAAGCUCGGCCAAUAUCAUGUGCACGCGGACUUCCGAUCGGUAUUAUGGAGUCAGGCACAGCGGCGCAUCAGUGCAGUCCGUUCAGCACCACCCCUGUCCAGGAGGAGUGCGAAGUCGGUGACUAUCUCAGCGAAGUUUGUCUGUCACUAUCACGGUCUUCUUCGUUCUCGUUGUCAUCACGGUCAGCGAGUUUAAACUCCAGCAGUGCUUCCGCUCAUCAAGACAUCGCUUUGGAAGACUGGGUGAAGCCAAUGGCAAUGAACACACUGGAUCGCAUCAUCAAUCGUUUCACACUAGCCCUGAAGCGCCGACCUUGCCUGCUAGAGUCCGAGACCGUGUUCCGCUGCAUCGCGUCGGAGCUGAAGUUCAGCAUUCCGGAUGCCCUGUGCCUCCUCGCCCAAACGCGCAGUCCUGUGAAGGCACUCGAGCUGUGCUUGCUGCAGUGGCGAGGAACCAGCGGGCAUAAGGACCCAGCCACACUGGAAGAGGAGCUCUACAGGUCCAUAAAAAGCACCCAGUCGGAAGCCCUUCUCCUAGCGUAUACCGACCUACGGCAGAGUGUUAUCGAGGCACCUGUACUCGCACUACCCUGUCACAUUGUUGAGUAGAUCUCCACUGGCCACAUGGCGUGCGUACACCUGGGCAUCGGGAGCAGCCGGUGGCCGACACCCGCACCAGCCGAACUCCCAGGAGCUCGCGGAGUUCCCCAUGCCGUGCUGUAUACUAUAUAUGCACCCUGCACAGUGGACUCAUGAAUUGGCCACGAGGAGAGGAGCGGAUCAGGGGAAUGUCCGUUGUGCGCCACGCAGCGAAUAGGUGUUUCUGUGCACAGACCAGACACCUGUUGGCGACUGUGAGAGAUUGUCCCAACGGCCAGCUGGAUUUCAAGCUCACUGAACGCCAAUGCCGUUCACAUUCUGAACGGGACAGCCGGAAAACAUCUGAUUGACUUCAAGUGUGAUUUUCUCAAAAUCAUGUGCAGCCGGAUUACCGUAUUUUUUCGCGUGCUCUGGCUCCAAUGCUCCAGCAACUUCAGUGCUUCAAAAGCAUCCCUGAAAGGAUGGGGUUUGAAAGGAUCGCUAAGCCAGUUCAAGUCGACAUCUACAAACCGCACUGAGUCAAUGUGGCGAUGUGCAGCAUGGGGAGAUGAACAGAGCACUGACCAUGAUGCACCUGUUGCUCUCUAAGACUGGUCUCAUUGUGUUGGGAAACAGAAUGAUGACUGUAGCAGUUUAUAUUACACACUUUCAUCUGAGCCGCGUACAUAGCGUGCACAUAGGCAAAGAAUCUUGAUCCGCUGAUACUUGUAUUAGUUUUCGCAGACCUCAUUGAUUUUGAAAAGAAUUCCUCUCAUGUUGUUGUUCAUGCUUCGAAGUAACCAUUUGAAAUUUCACACAGGUCUAACUUCUGUACACAUCCUUUCUUGUAUUCUUGAUUUUGAGAGCUGAAAGUUAGCUUGAUAGAAAAUUGAGAGAUCUUGGCAGUAUGUCGGGAUAAUUUUUCAAUUCACCUCCUGUUUAUAAUUAUAUCCUUUAUUUUUGACUUUUCAUAUGUGGAGGAUUGCACAUUUUGAGAAUUCAACAUCCGGAACCUGUUUUUAGAUUGCCAAUACCGUUUGAUUCUACUAGCGCACAGUAUUCUGUAUUCCACACCAUCUCCAUUCGGAUAAAAUCUUGCACACAUCCUGUAUCCAUAGGGGUAUGUGUAGAAUGGAGUACUGGAGAGAUCAGGUCAUUUGAAGGUUUUUAAAUUGCCCCGUUUCUCAAUAUCGAGACUUUUUUAUCUUUGAAAACAG